Molecule: messenger RNA, 495 nt
Organism: Cavenderia fasciculata
Lineage: Eukaryota; Evosea; Eumycetozoa; Acytosteliales; Cavenderiaceae
Exons: 1
Coding region: 1-495 (164 amino acids)
Source: RefSeq, a predicted model, not a curated record
AUGACUAUUAAUAAUACCAAUAAUAAUACUACUACUACUACUACCACUACUACUAACGGUAACAAGGAUGAACCAAUAUCUAUUAAAAAUGUAUUUAAUAGAAUAUUGUGUACAUGUCAAUGUGGACAACCAGUGUCCAUUCAAAAUCUUAGUCAUAUAGUUGGAUGUGCUAUUCAAAGUACCGAAGGAAUGCCAUACACUCUUCCAAUUACAUUUACCAUUGACGAAAAGGAAAAGGAUGAAGCAAAUCAUAAAUACUUUAUUCCAAAGUCAUUCUAUCCAAUCGUUGAUGACAUGUUUCAAACCAUUUAUAAGAAGGAUCUAGAGGAAAAGGAAGAUGAAGAAGAUGAAGAUGAUGAAAAAAAGGAUAAAGUAGAUGAAAAUGAAGCAGAGGUAGAGGAAAGACAUCCAAAGAAAUACAAGCAGCAAAAAAAGGAAAAGAGAAUCAAGAAAAAUAAGUGGGAUAGAAAUAAUAAGCAAUGGGAAUAUAAUUAA